CUAACAAAACAAAGUAGCCGACCCAACCAAAAACUGCCGAAAACUUGGCGAACGAUUUCGAGAAAGGAGAGGCGACGAGUUGGUCUUCCUUUCUAGGGUUUCGUUGUCGUCGGAUCUCGGAGCAGUAGCGGCGGAGAGAGGCAAGAUGAAGACGACCAAAGGGGGAAAGGUGAUGAACCCCACCGAUGCCUACCGGAAGGAGAUACGGAAGAAGGAGCUCAAACGGAACAAGAAAGAAAGGAAGAAGGUUCGUGAGGUUGGCAUCUUGAAAAAGGAUCCUGAGGCUAUUCGAGAGCAAAUUGAGAAGCUGGAAAGAAUGAAGGCUGAUGGUGCCCUUGACAAGGCAAGGAAGCAUAAGAAGAGACAACUUGAGGACACCUUGAAUCUUGUGAUGAAAAAAAGAAAGGAAUAUGAAGAUAAAAUGCGGGAAAAGGGUGAAACUCCAGUGAUGUUCAGUCACUUGGGCCCCCCUCGAAGAAGAGCAGCGACAGAGGAAGAGGAAAGGGCUAGAAAUCCAAGGCCUGAGGAUUCUGUAUAUUAUCACCCUACUCUAAACCCAACAGGGGCACCACCUCCUGGGAAACCUCCAAUGUACAAAUCAUCAAUAGGGCCUAGGAUUUCAUCUGCUGCUUCAGGUACUGCAGCUUCAUCUUCUGCAACAGAAACAGAUGAAGCUUUAACAGUUCUACCCCCUCCACCACCACCACCUUUGCCAAGUGCUGAUGGAGUAACUUCACAUGAUGAUUCUGUUGUACCACCAUCAAUACCUUUACCUCCUCCUCCACCAAUUCCUCCAAAGCAUAUUGCCAAUGUGGGUGCAUCAUUGCCUCCGCCACCACCUCCUGGACCACCACCUAAAGAUCAAGCUGCAGUUCCUACUCCAUUGCCUAUACUUCCUCCACCUCCCCCUCAGCCUCUUUUGCAACCUCCUCCACCAGGCACAUCUGCGAAGGAAGCUGAUAAAACCACAGGAUCAGAUGGGCCAGCUUUAAAAGAACCAAAUAAGGUUACACCAAUGCAUCCACCACCUCCACCGCCUCCUGGGUUGCCACCUAAAUCAGCUAAUCAACAAUCAGAUCCCAUGCCAUCUGAAUUUGUCCCAGGCAAUGCUCCAAGCUCAAAUGAUAACUCAACAACUCGGUUGAUGCCACCACCUCUGAGACAGCCUCCACCAGUGGUUCACAAUAUUCCUUUAAUAAAUUCUUUGCCACUUGACAUGAUGCCUCCUGGCAUGGUACAUUUUCCUACUGACAUGAGGCCGCCUCUGAUGGUUCCUGGUUUUGCCACAAGACCCCCACCGCCCCCACCCCCAGGAAUUGUUCCACCACAAAUGCUGAGGUCAAUGUUUGCUGCACCUCCAGGACCUCUGCCAUUUCCAAGACCUUCAGGGUUCCCAAUUCCGCACGAGGAUGAUUUUGAUGCUUUUAGGCCCUCUGCACCUCAGAAGCCAUCUUAUGUCAAAUCAGCAGCAUCAACAGUUGUCAAGCGUCCUUUAGCACAACAUAAUCCAGAAUUAACAGCGAUGGUUCCUGCUUCAGUGCGUGUGAGGAGAGAAACUGUGGCCCCAAAACUGAAAGCGAAAUCACAGCUCACCACCACUCCUGCAAUUUCCAAGCCUUCUGGUCUGACAUUUACUGGGAAACCGGAAACAGCUACUACGUCAGGUGCCAAGUCACAGAGUAUUGAUGACUCAUAUAUGGCCUUCCUGGAGGACAUGAAAGCCCUUGGUGCCCUUGAUUGCUAGAUCACUACUCAAAUCCAUUUGAAUGCAUUGUAAAGGCACAUGGCGCUGACCAUGUUUAUUUUUUUUUUAUGGUAGAGCUCUUCAGGUUUAGUGGUUGCUCGCCAAAACAUGCAUAAAAUUGAGCUAUCAACUGUAUUCCUACUCAUGUAUUUAACACUGCCUAACUAAGCGCAUGAAAGGAAAUUGUGGCCCCUGUCUAACCUCAGUUUUCUACUGGGCAGGAUGAA
Messenger RNA from Zingiber officinale, 1971 nucleotides. RefSeq names its product protein EARLY FLOWERING 5-like. Gene Ontology annotation, cellular component: spliceosomal complex. NCBI's taxonomy places the organism in Eukaryota, Viridiplantae, Streptophyta, Magnoliopsida, Zingiberales, Zingiberaceae. The transcript has 9 exons. Bases 146 to 1744 code for a protein of 532 amino acids. The record is from RefSeq and is a predicted model, not a curated record. Gene Ontology annotation, biological process: mRNA cis splicing, via spliceosome.